Messenger RNA from Gastrolobium bilobum, 2517 nucleotides. Its product is annotated as cation/H(+) antiporter 15-like. The record is from RefSeq and is a predicted model, not a curated record. Gene Ontology annotation, biological process: regulation of pH; proton transmembrane transport. Lineage: Eukaryota; Viridiplantae; Streptophyta; Magnoliopsida; Fabales; Fabaceae. Gene Ontology annotation, cellular component: membrane; endomembrane system. The transcript is spliced from 3 exons. The coding region runs from base 1 to 2517 and encodes 838 amino acids. Gene Ontology annotation, molecular function: antiporter activity.
AUGGAAGAUAUAAAAAACACAACAUUAGAGGAGAUAGUGUGUUAUGAACCAUCUAUGAUAACAACAGAUGGGAUAUGGUCAGGACAAAACCCUUUGAACUAUGCUCUUCCUCUCUUCCUCUUGCAAGUAGUUUUAGUUGUGACUGCCACCCGCAUAUGCGAAUUCAUACUCAAGCCCAUUCGCCAGCCACGCGUCAUUUCUGAAAUCUUGGGAGGAGUAAUAUUGGGUCCUUCGGUGCUUGGGAGAAGCAAAACAUUUGCUGAUGCAGUGUUUCCUCUAAGAAGUGUGAUGGUGAUUGAAACAAUGGCAAACGUUGGUCUCAUUUAUUUUCUCUUCUUGUUGGGAGUGGGGAUGGAUGCAUCUGCAUUACGAAGGAUUGGUAAAAAAUCAGUGACCAUAGCAGUUGCUGGUAUGAUCUUGCCUUUUAGCAUUGGAGCAAUCUUCUCCUUCUUUCUGAUUGGAGAUCAUAAAGGAGGAACUACCAAAGGCUCUUACAUCAUACUCCUUGGUGUUGUUCUCUCUGUCACAGCACUUCCUGUCCUUGCUAGGAUCCUAGUAGAGCUCAAACUCAUCAACACAGAGAUGGGAAGAGUUGCUCUUUCAUCUGCACUCGUUACUGAUGUGUGUUCUUGGGCGCUCUUGGCUGUAUCCAUAGCCUUGGCCGCAAAUGAAAAACCUUCCUUGGCUUCCCUAAUGGUUUUGUUGUCAAGCGCAUUGUUUGUGGCCGUUUAUGCUUUUGCAGUGCGACCUGCACUCAUGUGGAUCGUAAGGAAUACCCCGGAAGGUCAAUCAUUCAGUGAUUUCUAUAUAUGUCUGAUAUUAGCAGGUGUCAUGAUCUCAGGUUUCAUCACAGAUUCUUUUGGAACCCAUUCUGUUUUUGGAGCUUUUGUGUUUGGUUUGACAAUCCCAAAUGGACCACUCGGUCUUGCUCUUGUUGAAAAGCUCGAGGACUUCAUUUCGGGACUUUUGCUCCCUCUCUUUUUCGCCAUCAGUGGACUAAAGACUAAUUUAGGUCUCAUCAACAGGUUAUUCACUUGGGCAAUUUUAAUCAUUCUUGUUGUUCUGGCUUGCAUUGGCAAAAUCGUUGGAACUGUAAUCGUUGCUCUCUCCUAUCAAAUGUCACUUAGUGAAGGAGCAGCACUUGGCUUGCUCAUGAACACAAAAGGCCUUGUUGAAAUUGUCGUGCUUAAUGUUGGUAGGGACCAGAAGGUUUUGGACGAGGAAUCAUUUGCAACCAUGGUGAUUAUAACUGUUCUAAUGACAGGAAUAAUUGUACCUGGCAUAUCAGCUUUAUACAAACCAUCAAGGGGGUUCAUAUCUUACAAAAGAAGAACCAUUCAGAUGUCAAAACGAGAUGCAGAGUUCAGAGUCCUUGUGUGUGUCCAUACCCCUCGGAAUGUAUCAACAAUAAUCAACCUCAUUGAAGCCUCUAAUCCAACAAAGAAGUCUCCAAUAUGCAUCUAUUUGCUCCAUUUGGUCGAACUCACUGGCCGUGCAUCUGCAUUGCUCAUUGUCCACAGCUCUAGGAAACCAGCUGAUCCCCCUGCCUUGAAUAGGAAUCAAGCUCAAUCUGAACACAUAAUCAGUGCCUUCGAAAACUAUGAGCAACAUGCUGAUAAUGUCUCAGUCCAGCCAUUAACAGCAGUAUCCCCUCAUUCCACCAUGCAUGAAGAUAUUUGCAAUUUGGCCGUGGAUAAGCGUGUUGCUUUCAUCAUCAUUCCUUUUCAUAAACAACAAACAGUUGAUGGUGGAAUGGAAACUGCAAACUUGGCUAUUCGCACUGUCAACCAGAAUGUACUAGCGAAAGCACCUUGCUCAGUUGGGAUUCUAGUUGAUAGAGGCUUAAAUGGCUCCAACCGCAUAGCUGCAGAUCAAUUGUCUAAUCAUGUGGCUGUGUUGUUUUUUGGAGGGCCAGAUGAUAGAGAAGCAUUGAGCUAUGGAUGGAGGAUGUCAGAACAUCCAGGGGUAACCCUUACCAUAAUGCGUUUUGUUCCAGGAAAAGAAGUGACAAGGCCAGUGUUGCAGCCUAGUACUGUCAACCCAGAUGAACCGAGGAUACUUAAUGUGGAAACAGAUCAAGAUACAGAGAAGCAACUUGAUGAGAAGCUUGUAAAUAUGCUUAUGAUGGGUCAUGAAUAUGAUGACUCAAUUGUUUACAUUGAAAAGGUGGUUAACAAUGGGGAGGAGACAAUGGCAGCAAUAAGGUCAACGAAUGAUGUUCAUGACCUUUUCAUAGUUGGGAGAGGCCAAGGAAUGAUAUCACCACUCACAGCAGGACUCACUGAUUGGAGUGAGUGCCCAGAGUUAGGAGCAAUUGGUGAUUUGUUAGCAUCAUCAGAUUUUGUAGCAACUGGUUCGGUGUUGGUAGUGCAACAAUAUGUUGGGGCAGGGUCAGAGGAAGAUGAGUUGGGAACACCAGACAAUUCAGGGAUGACAAAUGAAGAAUAUGUCAAUCAGAUGAGCCAUCAUUCAACACCUUCAAGGGGACAUACUGUGUUCAAUACAGAUCAUUUGUGA